Molecule: messenger RNA, 2837 nt
Organism: Bombina bombina (fire-bellied toad)
Lineage: Eukaryota; Metazoa; Chordata; Amphibia; Anura; Bombinatoridae
Gene: NSUN2
Product: NOP2/Sun RNA methyltransferase 2
Exons: 19
Coding region: 258-2642 (794 amino acids)
Biological process (GO): tRNA methylation
Cellular component (GO): cytoplasm; nucleus
Molecular function (GO): tRNA (cytidine-N5)-methyltransferase activity; tRNA binding
Source: RefSeq, a predicted model, not a curated record
AAAGCUUUUCUCCCACGUGUGUGUUAGUGUCAGUGAAGUCAACAGAAUUCUGUUAGCUGUAGUAGUUAACUUAUUUUAUUCGUGUGACGUUGUAUUAUUCUUCCUUUAUUCCCUGCACGAGCUUUGCUUUUCGCAUGCCGUUAUUUGCACUUCCCAUUUCACAUAGACUGUAUUGAGCUUCUUUCUAGCCGUAUUCUUUGGUACAAUUGUAAAACAUUCUUCUCGCACGACGCUUCCGCCCUCUGCUCGGUGACAUUAUGGGCCGUAAGAACCGUCGGAACCGUCAUAAAAAUCAACAAAGAAGUACCGAGCUGCUGAGCCCGGCCGAAGAGGAAGCACGGCGCCGGGCCCGUGAGCAAGCGGCCUGGGAAGGUGGCUACCCAGAAAUAAUAAAGGAAAACAAGCUAUUUGAACAUUACUACCAGGAGCUAAAGAUUGUCCCAGAUGGAGAAUGGGAGCAGUUUAUGUCUGCUUUGCGAGAACCCCUUCCAGCCACUAUACGAAUCACAGGAUACAAAAGCCAUGCCAAAGAAAUUCUUCAUUGUCUCAAAGACAAAUACUUCAAAGAAUUACAAGACCUAGAGGUUGAUGGUCAGAAAUUAGAAGCGCCUCAGCCGCUAAGCUGGUAUCCAGAAGAGCUUGCCUGGCAUACAAACCUGAGCAGGAAGAUCAUCCGUAAAUCCCCAGAACUGGAAAAGUUUCAUCAUUUUCUUGUCAGCGAAACUGAAUCUGGCAACAUUAGCCGUCAAGAGACAGUCAGUAUGAUUCCUCCUGUCCUUCUCAAUGUUCAGCCUCAUCACAAGAUUCUGGAUAUGUGUGCUGCUCCAGGAUCUAAAACCGCACAACUUAUUGAAAUGUUACAUGCUGAUAUGAACGUUCCUUUCCCUGAGGGUUUUGUAAUUGCUAAUGAUGUUGACAACAAGCGCUGCUACCUUUUAGUCCAUCAAGCAAAGAGACUGAAUAGUCCUUGCAUUAUGGUGGUUAACCAUGAUGCUUCCAGCAUCCCUCGUCUCUUGGUGGAAAACAAUGGAAAUAAAGAAGUCCUGUUUUAUGACAGAAUACUAUGUGAUGUACCAUGCAGUGGAGAUGGAACUUUGAGGAAAAACAUAGAUGUUUGGAAGAAAUGGACAACAUUAAACAGCUUGCAGCUGCAUGGCCUACAGCUUAGAAUUGCCACUCGUGGUGUUGAACAGCUGGCAGAAGGUGGCCGUAUGGUUUAUUCUACAUGUUCUCUGAAUCCUGUUGAAGAUGAAGCAGUUAUCGCCUCACUCUUGGAAAAAAGUGAAGGGUCUUUAGAGCUUGCUGAUGUAUCCUCAGAACUUCCUGGUUUGAAGUGGAUGCCUGGGAUCAACCACUGGAAGGUGAUGACAAAAGACGGGCAGUGGUUUGAGAAUUGGGGAGAUGUGCCUCAAAGCAGGCACACUCAGAUUCGGCCAACAAUGUUUCCCCUAAAAGAUGAAGAAAAAAUGAAAUCAUUUAAUCUUAAUCGCUGCCUUCGCAUAUUGCCGCAUCAUCAAAACACUGGAGGUUUUUUUGUUGCUGUGUUAAUAAAGAAGGCACCAAUGCCAUGGAAUAGAAGACAACCAAAGGUGCAGCGCAGAGGUACUGCGGUGUUGGAUAAGAAGGUGAAUGCUGAUACUUCUGAGACUGUGGAAACUGUUACAGAAACUAAUACAGAAAUUAUAACUGAAGCACCUUUAGAUUCAGAGAAUAGUGAACCUAAACAGAGUACUAUUUCUGAGACAGAUUCAAAUAAAAAAGAAAGUGUGUGUGGCCCUCCUCCGGCCAAAAAAAUGAAAUUGUUUGGAUUUAAAGAAGAUCCUUUUGUGUUCCUUGCUGAAGAUGAUCCAGUUUUUCUUCCUAUUGAGAAAUUCUAUGGACUUCCUCCAUCUUUCCCAAAGAUGAACCUGCUAACUCGAACCCAGGAAGGGAAGAAGAGGCAGCUAUACAUGGUCUCUAAAGAGUUAAGGAAUGUUCUACUUCAUAACAGUGAAAAGAUGAAGGUUAUUAACACUGGUAUAAAAGUACUUUGCAGGAAUAAUGAUGGAGAACAGUACGGUUGUGCUUAUAGGCUAGCCCAAGAGGGUAUAUAUACUCUUUAUCCAUUCAUCAAUUUACGAAUUGUAACUGUAUCUAUAGAAGAUAUAAAAAUCCUGCUUACCCAAGAAAACCCUUUCUUAACUAAAUUUAGCAGUGAGACUCAGAAGCAGACUAAAGAUUUAGUUAUGGGAAGUAUUGUGCUUAAAUAUGAGCCUGAUCCACAGAAACCUGACACUCUUCAGUGCUCCAUUGUUCUGUGUGGCUGGCGUGGGAAAACUUCUAUUCGUUCUUUUGUUCCAAAGAACGAGAGACUCCAUUACCUGAGAAUGAUGGGGGUAGAAGUAUUUAAAGAUAAAAAGGAAACCUCUGAAAACUUGUCUGCUGAAAGUGAGGUCUCCACAGACCGUCAAGAUGAGGACAUUAGUAGUGUGAAAGAGGACUGUGAUGUUCAACAGGGAAAUCUGGAUAUAGAUGCUAAUGAAGGGCUCUCGGAAGGUAAUAUGAGGCCUGCGGAUUUGGACCAAGAAAAAAAUAAAGAUGUUUCUUCCAAGGACUGCUCAAAUGGUGCUGUUGAGAGUAAAGAUGAAAUACUAAAAGAAUGAUUGAAUUUGUGACUGUUUAAGUAUAUUCAUGUAUGGUCCUGUAUAUUUUUAUGGAGAGCAAAUUAAUGUUUAACCUUAUGAUUUGUUAAAAAUAAUACCUUGAUGACCAUUUUUAUUUUCUAAAAUUCCAUAAAGUAAAGAUGUAACACAGAUAAUUUUUUUUUUUUUUUAAAUAAAGGCUUUACAAACAUUUUA